AUGUGCAUGAAAGCCAGCUGCUCAACCUGCAACAAAACCACCUGGUGGGGCUGUGGCAGCCAUAUCCCCUCCGUCAUGGAUGCGAUUCCCGACAGUGAGCGAUGCACCUGUGAGCCUCAGGUCGAGCGGGAGGGCAAGAAAUAUCCUCCCAAGGCCAGUUCGUGA
Messenger RNA from Aspergillus wentii DTO 134E9, 165 nucleotides. RefSeq lists its product as uncharacterized. The record is from RefSeq and is a predicted model, not a curated record. The coding region runs from base 1 to 165 and encodes 54 amino acids. Lineage: Eukaryota; Fungi; Ascomycota; Eurotiomycetes; Eurotiales; Aspergillaceae. The transcript is spliced from 2 exons.